Messenger RNA from Anopheles maculipalpis, 1009 nucleotides. It is a transcript of the gene MBD-like, whose product is annotated as methyl-CpG-binding domain protein 3. The record is from RefSeq and is a predicted model, not a curated record. The transcript has 4 exons. NCBI's taxonomy places the organism in Eukaryota, Metazoa, Arthropoda, Insecta, Diptera, Culicidae. Gene Ontology annotation, molecular function: DNA binding. The coding region runs from base 11 to 967 and encodes 318 amino acids.
UUCGCUUCCCAUGAAAGCAAGUGAUUCUUUAUCGCCGUUUAAAAGCAACAUGAACGUGUCAAUCGAACGGAAGCGGAACGAUUGUGUUGCCCUACCGAAGGGCUGGCAGCGGGAAGAGGUGCUCCGGAAGACAGGCCUUUCGGCUGGAAAAGUCGAUGUGUAUUACUACAGUCCAUCGGGGAAGAAAAUCGAAAGUAAGCCACAGCUUGCCCGCGCACUCGGCGAUACGAUCGAUCUGUCCACGUUCGAUUAUCAGGCCGGGCGCACUAUUGCACCGCCCUCGAUGGCUGCAGCUCAGUUGCUGCAAACCCACCACCACCACGGUACGGGCUAUCAUCUACUGCAGCCACCAAAUAACAGCGCACUGCGCAGGAAGCUGCCCCCGACGGGUUCACUAGGUGGUACAAACACACUCAAUGCAACGCCGAUCAGCAGUGGUUGUGGUGUAAAACCACAGCCAUCUCAGUACGAUUACAGUCGUGCAAUGCGUGCCGACACAUCGCUUAUCCCGCCGAUCAGACAAACGGCAUCGAUCUUCAAACAACCGGUAACGGUCGUACGAUCACAGGAACCCGACAAUGCCAAACUAAAGCGCGAACUCCAGCACGGCUCCCAGGUGAAACCGAAGCAACUAUUCUGGGAGAAGCGUUUAGAGAAUCUUGGUGCUAGCAAUACGCACAAUGAAGAGAUCGGCUCAAUCGAACUACCAAAGCGACUACGACCGAUAGGGCCGGGAAUACGAGAAACAACCGUGCUGCAGUCUUUAGCCACUGCCCUGCAUCACAACACACUGCCCGUGACCGGGCAAACUGCAUCGAAAACGUCCCUCAACACGAAUGCUGGCGUGUUCAUUAAUCCACACCAACCGCUCAUGACGAACGUGACCAUUACGGAGGAGGACGUUAAGCGGCAGGAAGACCGGGUACAGUAUGCCCGGUUGCGGCUACAGGAAGCGCUUCGUGCCUAGACAUCAGGUUCCGCGGGAAGAGAGCGAGCACUGACACACAUG